AUGGAAAAUUCAUCUCUAAACACACCUUCACAGUGGGAUAUACAGGACCCAAAUCGGGAGAAAAGCUCAAAUAAAUUUGCAGUGAAGGUAAUACAAGAGCGCGGAGAGAAUACUCCCAACUCUGCACGCAAAAGAAGAUCCAUUCACUGGUGGUCCACAGAAAUAAACAAAAUGAGGAAAAAAGUAAUACACUUACGCAGAAGGUAUACGAGAAAGAAGCCUAGGCAAGCAGACACGGAGUGUACUGAAGAAUACGAGGAACGGAGAAAUGCUAGACUGGUAAUGUCCAAAUAA
This is a messenger RNA of Macrosiphum euphorbiae (potato aphid), 294 nucleotides long. The record is from the annotation of a GenBank genome assembly. NCBI's taxonomy places the organism in Eukaryota, Metazoa, Arthropoda, Insecta, Hemiptera, Aphididae.